Molecule: messenger RNA, 879 nt
Organism: Arachis ipaensis
Lineage: Eukaryota; Viridiplantae; Streptophyta; Magnoliopsida; Fabales; Fabaceae
Source: RefSeq, a predicted model, not a curated record
AUGUACACUUUUGAGAGGAACCUUGUGAACAAUGGGGCUACUCAGAAGAGAGGCGUCCUAGAAGUAGGCAACUUAGAUGCUAUCUUGGCUCAAAACAAGCUUAUGUCCCAGCAGAUCAACAUGAUCACUAAGAACUUGAGUGAGACGCAGAGAUCUGAGGCUUACUAUCUAGAGACAGCCUAUGAGUUAGACGUAGGUGAUAACACCUGGACCACCAUGGAGGAGGUUGGUCAACCGAGUAAGAGGAUCCCAGAAAUCCCUUUCAACACUCUUCCAAGCAACGCAAAGGUGAAUCCAAAGGAAGAGAGCAAGGCCCUCACUAUAGAGGUUGUGACCCAACCUAAGGAGAAGCCUGCUAUUAAGGAGCUCAAGGAAAUCAGAGCUCAUGAGGAGACUGAUAAUGUCACCUUGCACACCCCUGUGCUGAGAGAGGAACCUGAAGAAUACUCUUCUCCAGAAGAGGAUGAGGAGUCCAAGGAAGAGCAAAUUGCUUGGUACUUGAAAAUCCUCAGAAAGCUGAAAGCUAACUCUUCUCAUACAGAGGCGUUGGAGGAGGAAGAUGAGCCUGUGAUACUAGCCAAGGAGUGCAGUGCCUUGGCACUAUGUGACCUUGGCUCAAGCAUCAACCUCAUGCCUCUCUCUGUAACGAAGAGGCUAGGAAUUCUAGAGGUGCAGCGUGUCGAGAUCUCAUUGGAGAUGGCAGACAAGUCCUUGAAAAAGGCAUAUGGCAUGGUGGAAAAUGUCCUAGUGAAGGUUGAAGACUUUUACAUCCCUAAUGAUUUCGUAAUCCUAGACAAUAGGGAGGAUAGAGAUGAAUCCAUUAUCCUUGAAAGGCCUUUCCUAGCCACUGCUAAGGCCAUUAUUGAUGUGGAAAUAUGA